Messenger RNA from Aureococcus anophagefferens, 675 nucleotides. RefSeq lists its product as hypothetical. The annotation marks the transcript as partial. The transcript has a single exon. Gene Ontology annotation, biological process: heme biosynthetic process. Gene Ontology annotation, molecular function: protoporphyrin ferrochelatase activity. NCBI's taxonomy places the organism in Eukaryota, Pelagophyceae, Pelagomonadales, Pelagomonadaceae. The record is from RefSeq and is a predicted model, not a curated record.
AUGAGAAGGUGGCCACAACUGCUGCUGCCGCUGCUCGUGGCGAAUGCCUUCCUGCGCCCCGCCCCGCGCACGGCACCGUCGCGGAGACCAGCGGCGACCCUCGAGCCCCCGGUCCAGCAGCAAACUUUAAACACGAAGGAGAAGGUCGCCAUCCUCCUCUUAAACCUCGGCGGCCCCCAGACGACGGCGGACGUCGAGCCCUUCCUCUACAACCUCUUCGCGGACCCCGACAUCAUCCGGCUCCCGUCGGCCAUCGGCGGCCUGCAGACGGCCCUCGCCUGGCUCAUCGCGACGCGGCGCGCGCCGAAGAGCCGCGCCGCCUACGAAUCGAUCGGCGGCGGGAGCCCCAUCACCAUGUACACGAUGGAGCAGGGGCGGCUCCUGGAGGAGGCUUUGAACAGCGGCGACUCGGGCGUCGAGUACAAGUCCUACGUCGCCAUGCGCUACUGGCACCCGUUCACCGACGAGGCCCUGGACAAGGCCGUCGCCGACGGGUGCACGUCGGCCGUCGUGCUGCCGCUCUACCCCCACUUCAGCAUCUCGACGACGGGGUCGAGCCUGCGGGCCCUCCUCUCGGAGAUGCAGGCGAGCCACCCGCAGCUCAUGGCGAGCCACACCGUCGUCCCCUCGUGGCACGACUCGCGCGGCUACGUGAACUUGGUCGCGCGGUUGGUC